This is a messenger RNA of Amphimedon queenslandica, 878 nucleotides long. RefSeq lists its product as uncharacterized. The record is from RefSeq and is a predicted model, not a curated record. Bases 22 to 738 code for a protein of 238 amino acids. Gene Ontology annotation, biological process: dephosphorylation. The transcript has 6 exons. Lineage: Eukaryota; Metazoa; Porifera; Demospongiae; Haplosclerida; Niphatidae.
GCAAAAUUGCAAAUUGCAGCAAUGGACAAGUUUCAGCUAGCAUCAUCUUUGUUUGUAGCAGCUCUAUUGCUGAAAUGUUGUAUCAGCGAGGACUAUCAUCCUCAAAGGACAUUACUGAUUGAUUAUUAUCCAAAAUCCAGCUCUCCAACAAACUUUCUGUUCCGUGGCAACAUGCCUGUCAUUAACAACACAUUUGCUUAUAAAGAAAUAAUGGAAACAAUGUCAGAAAUUGUAGUGAAAAAGAAUUUUACAUUUCCACAAAACCCACUAUUGGUAGUAGUCAGUUACUUAAAUCCCUUCGAAUAUUCUGAUUUAAAGAUUGAGAAGGAUUUUUUCAAGGACAAUCCCCAAAACGGCUCAUUUUAUAAUAGAGUGAUUGUUGGUACUCCGUUUCCUCCACCACAAAAUGACACAAAACUGUUAAAGGACAUUGUAAAAGAACGUGUAGAUCUCUCAGUUGAUCAACUGCCAAAUCUAGCGUCAUUUCUACACACUCAGUUAAAACAACAAGGCCCUGUUGUCAUAUACUCUCACUGUGAAGCUGGCACUGAUAGAACAGGAGAAGUAAGUGGAGCCUAUUACUUGACGUAUCUCAAUAUGACAUUUACUGAGGCUCUUGCUAUUGACAAUCACGUACAAUCCAGAGACAUGGAGACGGUGUCCCGCAACGGCCUACAGUGGUAUUGUUUUUAUCUUCUUUUUGUGAAAGGAUAUGACAAACUUGAGUGUCUAGUAUAAGCUAACUAAAAUGUGUUUGUUUUAUGAUCACAAUCAUGUGUGUGUAUAUGUGUGUGAGUACAUUAGCGUUGUAUUAUAUUAUUUAGUAUAAGUAGGAAAUUUCAUUAUGUAUCAUAAUGCUAAUAUUUUCAGUAAACAAA